GAUGAGAGCUCAUCCUCAUUCACACUCUUUUUCAGAAGGUGGCGGUAAUGCACUAAACGUUAUUUUUGAAGAAGAAGAAGAAGAAGAAGAACAAGAAGACGACGACGACAUAACUAGUGUCUUCAGAAGCUCUGUUGUGAUUUUGAUGAGCUGCGCCCGUAGACCUUAUCUUAAUUUAAUACUUCAUAGAAUAAUUAUGUGGACGACAUAAGUCAUUUGCUCAGAAGUGUAAUCGUUAACGUUAGCUGUCAAUGUCCCCUAAGCCAUCGGAAUCUGACUGUAACGGGUACACCACCUAGCACCCAUUUACUGGAUCUGAACAUGGGCCAAAGAAGGAAAGGAUGUGACCAGGUCCCUGCCCACUUCAAGCCUAACACUCAUCCUUCUACAGCACGCACUCCUGACACACACUCUUCCAGCACACAUAGAGGUUCUGGCCAUGAGGACUGUGUGAAGCACAGUAUCUGUAUGGUGUCUGAUUUUUUCUACCCCAACAUGGGUGGGGUUGAGAGUCAUAUCUACCAGCUCUCACAGUGUCUUAUAGAGAAGGGCCACAAGGUUGUCAUAGCAACACAUGCAUAUGGUGACCGCCGUGGAGUUCGCUACCUCACCAAUGGUUUGAAGGUGUAUUACCUCCCACUACAGGUGAUGUAUAACCAGUCCACAGCCACUACCUGCUUCCACAGCCUGCCUCUGCUCAGGUGUGUGUUUGUGCGUGAACGUGUGACUGUGGUGCACGCCCACAGCUCCUUCUCAGCCAUGGCUCACGAUGCCCUGUUCCAUGCCAAGACAAUGGGCCUCAACACUGUCUUCACUGACCACUCGCUUUUUGGAUUCGCUGAUCUCAGCUCUGUUCUGACCAAUAAGCUGCUGACUGUGUCUUUGUGUGACACCAACCACAUUGUGUGUGUAUCGUAUACCAGUAAGGAGAACACUGUGCUGAGAGCUGCACUCAACCCUGACAUUGUCUCUGUCAUCCCUAAUGCGGUUGACCCCUCCGACUUCACCCCUGAUCCAGGUUUCCGUGAUGACAGCAAGAUUACAAUUGUUGUAGUUAGCCGACUGGUCUACAGGAAAGGAAUUGAUCUGCUGGGGGGAAUCAUCCCAGAGCUGUGUGCCAAUCAUCCUGAUCUCUGCUUUCUAAUUGGUGGAGAAGGUCCUAAGAGAAUUGUUCUGGAGGAAGUUAGAGAGAAGUAUCAGCUUCAUGACAGGGUGCGUCUUUUGGGUGCUCUGGAUCAUAAGGAUGUAAGAGACAUUCUUGUGCGAGGUCAUAUCUUCCUGAAUACUUCACUGACCGAAGCCUUUUGCAUGGCCAUAGUGGAGGGUGCCAGCUGUGGCCUGCAGGUGGUGAGCACUCGUGUUGGAGGUAUACCUGAGGUUCUUCCUGAUGAGUUGGUGACUCUGUGUGAGCCCACAGUUAGCUCCCUCUGUGCUGGCCUGGAGACUGUCAUCGCCAGGCAGCGCUCGGGCAACGUACUGUCUCCAGCAGCCAUCCACCACCAGGUCCGAACGCUCUACACUUGGAGAAACGUUGCUGAACGUACAGAGAAGGUGUAUGAUCAGGCAUGCAGGCAGCCUGUCUUGCCAUUGCCCGCUCGACUGCGGAGGCUGCGCUCCCACUGCGGUGCUGUCGCAGGUUCCAUCUUCUCCUUCAUUGCCGUCAUCAACUUCCUCUUCCUGCUGUUCCUGCAGUGGCUUCACCCUGAUCACCUCAUUGACGUUGCAAUGGACACAUCUGGCCCACACAGCUGUUGGAGGAGAUUAAGGAAGGAAAAGCCUAAAGACUCAAAUUCUGCUGUCAUCUGAUGCUGGUAUACAUAACAAGACACUGUUGAAUUCUGGACAGCUGGCAGUCCUGUAUUCAAAAAAUUGUUGAGAUUAAACUUUUUCCUUAGUUAGGAAGUCUUUUGAAAUUCUAGAGAGUGUAGUGAACAUUUCUGUUUACAUUCCAAUGAAAGGUAUCUGAAGACAUUAGAAGGAUCUUCCCUGUUCCUCAGUAUGUCUAAGGAUCUGACGUUUUUUUUUUUUUUUUGUCUAACCUCUGCUGGAGGAGAUGCACAGUGUUCACCUACAGGAAUAUCCAGUUUUCCUGUUGUAGCACUGGCUGUUGUUUUUCCAGGCAGUAAUGAAAGGGCCCCAUGCACUAAUCUCUUUUCAUAUCAGUGUACUGUUUACCUUAAAGUCAUUGCCUUUUCUUUUGUUCACCAGCUUAAGUACAUUUAACUCAUCAGCAUAGUUUCUCUACUCAAAAAACAUAUCCUUCAUCUUGAGCUCAUGCUAUUAAUUUUGACUUCAGCAACAUGACUCCAAUCUUAGCCUUACUUACUUCAACCCUCUGUUGAAAUGGUAAUAUGUAUCCAGCAGAACUAAAGGGGAAUACUUGUUUUUUUUUGUUUUGUUUUUUUUUUCCAAAAUUUGCAAUUUUCCAUCAUUGAGAUGUAUACAGAGUCAUUCUGAGUGUUUAGAUGUGAAUUUCUUUAUAAUGGAGGUGGUCGAAACCAGGGGUUACAAUAUCUACAACACAAAUAUAGCCAUUUCAUUAACUGUCCAAAAUCACCAGAGAUCCUAUACAUCUGAGUUUUUACAUGUAAUGUUGAUAUAAAAUAGUGGUAAAUCUGGGUCUGUUUUGCCUUACAUCACCCUGCAUGUACCUCUCCAGCAUGAAUGACUUUUAAAAAUGUUUUAGACCAAAACCCAAUCUAUAAAGUAUUGUAAAAUAAUGGCAUGUAAUAGCUUUCUGUGAGGGAGUGUUUAGAGGCACUAACUCUUCAGACAUCUGGUUCUUCACAAAGUUUCUCUCGAAUUGUGUUUUUUAAGCCUGAGUUUUAGUCUGAAGUCACUGUUGGGUGUUUUAUUACUGAACAACUCGGGUUUAAUAUGUUUUUUAUAAUUAGUUUAUUUCAGAUAGCCUCUUCUUAUGACUUCAUGUUUGCCUUGGCCAUAGUGCUCUUUUGUAAUUACAAAAUGUAUGAUGAUAAUAUAAAUGUUUUUAUACUACUUUGAUAAAAGAAGCAUGUGCUCUGUGUUGCUUAUGUAAAUUUAAAUUAUACCGAGCUGACAGAUUAUCUCUAUUAAAAUGUGCAAAAAUUGGCAUGA
Molecule: messenger RNA, 3096 nt
Organism: Colossoma macropomum (tambaqui)
Lineage: Eukaryota; Metazoa; Chordata; Actinopteri; Characiformes; Serrasalmidae
Gene: piga
Product: phosphatidylinositol glycan anchor biosynthesis, class A
Exons: 7
Coding region: 322-1806 (494 amino acids)
Biological process (GO): GPI anchor biosynthetic process
Cellular component (GO): glycosylphosphatidylinositol-N-acetylglucosaminyltransferase (GPI-GnT) complex
Molecular function (GO): phosphatidylinositol N-acetylglucosaminyltransferase activity
Source: RefSeq, a predicted model, not a curated record